CGCCCGGAAAUUGCAACUGCAAGAAAGCCGACCUCGGAAAUUCAGCGGGAGGUCAACAACAUUUUCAUGGCGGAUUCCUGCCAAAAAUCAAAAUUGAGGACGCAGAGCGCGAGUCACCACCUUCCCAACGCCUGACUACUUUCUCUCUCUCUCUCUAGGAGUUUUGGUCUUGUUCAAUAGAGCACUCGCACUGUAUCGGAAAAUCUUCAGUGACGAGGAUGGGAGAUGGCAUUCUCAGCUCCGGCAGAGGCAACAGCAGCAGCAACAGGCCGGAGUGGCUUCAACAGUACGAUCUGAUCGGCAAGAUCGGCGAGGGGACGUACGGCCUCGUUUUCCUCGCCCGAAUCAAACCUCCUUCCGCCAAUCGCGGCAAGUUCAUCGCCAUCAAGAAGUUCAAGCAGUCCAAAGACGGCGACGGCGUCUCGCCCACCGCCAUCCGCGAAAUCAUGUUGCUUCGUGAAAUUUCACAUGAGAAUGUUGUGAAGCUCGUGAAUGUUCACAUUAAUCCCGUGGAUAUGUCGUUGUAUCUGGCUUUUGAUUUCGCCGAGCAUGAUCUUUAUGAAAUUAUCAGACAUCACAGAGACAAGGUUAACCAGUCCAUCAAUCCUUACACAGUUAAGUCAUUGCUUUGGCAGCUGCUUAAUGGACUGAAUUAUCUCCACAGUAAUUGGAUCAUACAUCGAGACCUAAAGCCAUCAAAUAUUUUGGUCAUGGGUGAAGGAGAGGAGCAAGGCGUCGUGAAAAUUGCGGACUUUGGACUUGCCAGGGUAUACCAAGCUCCUUUGAAGCCAUUAUCUGAAAAUGGGGUUGUGGUAACUAUCUGGUAUCGGGCACCAGAAUUGCUGCUUGGUGCAAAGCACUAUACAAGUGCUGUUGAUAUGUGGGCUGUCGGAUGCAUUUUUGCUGAGCUUUUGACCUUGAAGCCAUUGUUUCAAGGUCAAGAAGCGAAAGGCAAUCCUAAUCCUUUCCAAGGUGAUCAACUUGACAAGAUUUUCAAGGUCUUGGGCCAUCCAACGCAAGAGAAAUGGCCUAUGCUUGUGAAUCUGCCACAUUGGCAAUCAGAUUUGCAACAUAUUCAGAGACGCAAGUAUGAUGACAAUGCACUUGGUAGUGUUGUACGUCUCUCUAGCAAAAGCCCUGCAUAUGAACUCCUAUCAAAGAUGCUAGAGUAUGAUCCUCAGAAGCGUAUAACAGCAGCUCAAGCCUUGGAACAUGAGUAUUUUCGAAUUGAACCUCUUCCUGGGCGUAAUGCACUUGUACCCAGCACUCCUGGAGAUAGAGUGAAUUAUCCUACUCGUCCUGUAGAUACGUCUACAGAUAUUGAGGGGACAACUAGUCUUCAACCUUCCCAAUCGGCAUCAUCUGGAAAUGCUGUUGCUGGAAAUAUGGCCGGUGCUCACAUUGUGACAAAUAGGUCCAUGCCUCGUCCUAUGCAUAUGGGCGGUAUGCAAAGGAUGCAAGCUCCAGGAAUGACUGGUUACAAUGUGAAUCCUAAUGCCAUGGGCGGUGGAAUGAAUCCUGCUGGCAUCCCAAUGCAGCGUGGUGUUGCGAACCAGGCCCAACAACAACAGCUGUCUCGAAGGAAGGACCCAGGAAUGGGAAUGGCUGGAUACCCUCCGCAACAGAAAUCAAGGCGCUUCUAAGAGAUCCAAUAUACCGCAAGAAUUCGAGAUCUUUCAGACGUUAUGCUUACUCUAGUGAUACUGGCUAUAGCAUCGUGCCUGCUCUCAGCGCCAAGAUGUGAAGAACUAGACCGCAUCUCGAGGAUGGAAGGGGAACUAUUGACUUCAUUAAUGGGCUCAUCUUCUGGGGACUUGGGGCUUCUUCUCCAUGGGCUCUUUGUCAUCGGCAGGAGGGAAUACUACACGGACGUUCUGCUAAAUGCACUAGAAGUUGCUGCGGAUUCACAGUGAUAGAUUUAGAUGGAGAAAUGGAUUCCGGCAUCGUAGCAUUCACAAACUUAAGGAAUUUCCCUUAUUAUUUGCUGAAGUAAUUACUUGCUCUUCCAAA
Rhodamnia argentea is the source of this 2010-nucleotide messenger RNA. Its product is annotated as cyclin-dependent kinase E-1. The transcript is spliced from 16 exons. The record is from RefSeq and is a predicted model, not a curated record. Gene Ontology annotation, molecular function: ATP binding; RNA polymerase II CTD heptapeptide repeat kinase activity; cyclin-dependent protein serine/threonine kinase activity. Gene Ontology annotation, biological process: protein phosphorylation. Gene Ontology annotation, cellular component: mediator complex; nucleus. Lineage: Eukaryota; Viridiplantae; Streptophyta; Magnoliopsida; Myrtales; Myrtaceae. Bases 219 to 1643 code for a protein of 474 amino acids.